UUUUGUUUCCUGAGGCAGGAUGACAGCUGAACUGGUGGUGAAGGUAGAGCAGUGCAGUCUAUAACAUUAACAGCCAUCAUAAACCCCCGUUUUAUUAAAACGAAGGACCGACAGAUUUCGCCGUGUGACUCCUGUUUGUACCAACCCGCGGGAGUGUUUGAGUUUACCAGAGGACGGUAACCGUUAACCUUGCGGAUAUUGUUUGUUCCUAUUCACCAAGAGAGAAAAAGAUCCGUGUCCGGAUGUGCCAGCAGUAUUUGGUUCUUUGCAUGGCGUAGGCACCUUUUCUAAAGCAGGAUAUUCUUGAUGUUUGGAGGGUCGGAGGAGGCCCUCGGGUCGACAGCUUGUCCCGUUAACAUUAACUAUAACGUUACUUCCAAAUAGACCGAUUUGUGUGGGAAAAGAUCAACGACAUGGUUGUGCAAUAGAGAGGAAGAAGCGUUGUAACACGUCUUGACUAACCUCGGUGUUGUGGAGAGAGCAAGUCACCAGGAAUCCAGUGUGUUUCCUGCUCUAAACCCAACAACAAGCUUGUGAGAGCUAUUUACAAGGGACACAAAAAGAGGAAAUAUUUGUGUCCUUGCCUCUUGUGUGUGUGUGUGAACCCCUCCGCGGACCGGGAAAACCUUCACGAUGACGGGCAGCACCCCAGCGGACAUGAUAAACCUGCGGCUUAUUUUAGUCAGCGGGAAGACGAAAGAAUUCCUCUUCUCUCCCAACGACUCGGCAGCAGACAUUGCCAAACACGUCUAUGACAACUGGCCGAUGGACUGGGAAGAAGAGCAGGUCAGCAGUCCUAACAUCCUGAGGCUGAUCUACCAGGGCCGCUUUCUACACGGCAACGUAACACUAGGAGCUCUCAAACUGCCCUUGGGGAAGACCACAGUGAUGCAUUUAGUUGCCAGAGAGACUUUGCCUGAGCCAAAUUCCCAAGGUCAGAGGAACAGAGAGAAGACCGGGGAGAGUAACUGCUGUGUCAUUCUGUAAAUACAUGCCUCCACCACCGGCCCUCCAUCCUUCUCAUCCGUUCUCGUCCUCAACAAUCCUGGACCUAACAAGCUUGUCCCCUGUCCUGGAGCCUGUCCACUAUGCGGAUAUGCUUUCAGACAAACACACACACACACACACACACACACACACACACACACACACUUCUCUUUUUUCCCCCUCUCUCACACACUCACACAGACAUAGAAAGUAGACAGCAGGCUCAGGCUGAUCCAGGACGCAGAGUUGAGGAGCAGGAAAUUGAUUAAUGAUAGAGCUGAUUCCUUUGUUGUACUUGAUUUGUUAUCAUAACUGAGAAUCAGAGGAAGGAACUGGAAUUGCAUGUGUAUAUUUUUCUUUUUUUCUUAAUGCACACCUUUUUAAGCCUUCUGCCAUAACACACACACACACACACACACACACACACACACACACACACACACACACACACACACACACACACACACACACACACACACACACACACACACACACACACACACACACACACACACACUAAACAUACACAUCUUGGCUAGCCACCCUCAGCCAGGCUGUUAAAAAGUGUUCUAACUGGCUCCUCAUUCUUGCUGGUUGUCACAGUAAUUAAUGCAGUGCCCAAGUUUGUGUGUGUGGCCUUGUUUUCUCAUACACACCACUGACAUUUUUAACCACUAACAACAUACCAACACACACAUAUACACACACAUACCCUGUCUACACAUCCAACCAUAUGUGCUUGUGUGAUCUCCCUUGGUGCAGCAGACGAAGCUUAGACGUGCCUGAUCAGAGAACUCAAACUAGGACACAUAUACACACAAGAUAAGAAAACCUUUAUUUGUCCCACAGUGGGGAAAUUGCGGAAACAUAUAUAUAUAUAUAUAUAUACACACACACACACAGACAUAUACACACACCUGUGUCCUUUUUACUGCCCUCCUCUGCAUGUGCCCUUAAAGGUCACAGCAGAGAAAUUAUUCUUUUAGUCUGCAGAGCGCUGUACAGACCGAACACAUCCUACUCUUUCAGUCAUCAUAUUUUAGCCAAACAAACAGACAAAUAACCAGUGGCGGUUGUAUUUUGGUUAUUUGUUUGUCCAUGACAUUUGUGGCUGUGUUUUUACAGUCCAUGCAUUUUACUGACCGACCAGUGUUGUGAUUAAUAAAACGUCAUGUCAGUCCCCACCCUCCCCGAUGUACCAUCCCUCUCCUUGCGAGGAAAGGCUCAUUGUGCUCUUUUUUAAAAACAGUGUUGUGAAGGGUCUGUCUCUUGAGAAUUGCUGUUUAAGCAGGGAAAUGAACACGGAAUGAAAAUGUUCCCUAUUUGUCUUAAUUCGCUUCCUACUCUCCUUAAUUCCCUCUCCGCAUUAAUAAAUCCAUUUUGCACAACUGAAGCAUGUGCUCCUUCAUCAGAUUAAUAAAAAUGUAUAAAACGUUUUUUGUUUUAUUUUAUAUUUUUCCAAUGGAAGUAAUGUUCCAAACGAAGGUAAUAUGUAGAAGAUAUUUAAUAUGAAUCUUAUAUAGAACAUGAUGACUCUAGAUCUUGUUGAUAUACAGUAUAUUGGUGUUUAGUCUAUGAUUGUGUAUAUGGUUAGCUUCUAGCCAGUUCACAGUCACUCGCUGACAAUGUCUUGUGCUUAACAGCAGCAAAACCUCCCUAAUCAUCCAUUGACUGUAAUUUUAUUUUGUUUGUUUUGGUGUUCUUUUUUUUUUUUUUGUUUAUAAUUUAAUGUAAUCCUUUUUCUUUGUGGUUUUUUGCUUUAAAGAUUUGCUUUGUAACAGCACUAGGUCUUAAAAAAAUAUUGUUUAUAUUGAUCAGGGUUCAAAUCUGUACAGAGAUAAAUGUUUUCAAAAAAUUGUAAAUAGCACUAAUGCUCCCUCCCUCCCCCCUCCAAACUUCAAAAUGGAAUACAUCUGUAAUCUAAAUAAAGGUUAUUGAAGUGCA
Molecule: messenger RNA, 2931 nt
Organism: Micropterus salmoides (largemouth bass)
Lineage: Eukaryota; Metazoa; Chordata; Actinopteri; Centrarchiformes; Centrarchidae
Gene: ubl3a
Product: ubiquitin-like 3a
Exons: 5
Coding region: 634-987 (117 amino acids)
Molecular function (GO): protein binding
Source: RefSeq, a predicted model, not a curated record